UUCCAACUUUGAACCGAGUAGGGGCGCAUCGCUUGGCGGCGAGCAAAUGUCAGGCAGUCGGGUACUCAGCCGCACGCUGGUUGGACGCGAACAAACGAACAUCGAACACGAAUUCCAAUUUCAAAUUUUAAAUUACGAUAUUUUUUUCUUCUUUUCUGUUUACGCGCCACGAUGAGGCAAAGGGUGAAUAAGUGCCAAGUGCGGCCAGUGAUGUGCUCUUGACAUUUGAACCGCGAUAAGUGAAGCGGCGCUCAUCGAAUAUAGAACGAUUGAUAGUUGACAUUUAAACGUCAGUCGCACCGGGACUGUCGGUUGGUUAAUUAAUUGGCAAUACAAAAAGCUAAUCAUUGUGUGAAUUUAAUAAUAUUUUUGGCUACAUUGUAUAUACAAUAAAAUUGUUAAUUAUCAGCGUGUAUGAUAGUUUUUGUUUUGCAUUGUAUGAGUAAAGAACUUCUCAACGACACAUCGAGAUUCUGAAUCCUUCAUUUAAAUUUUGUUUGUUUAUUUUUUUCCCUCAUUAUAGCCAGGUAUUAAGUUUUUUUUUGUGUUUCAGCCAUCACGUGUGCUAUGUUUGUAGUUUCAAUAGUGAAAUUUAAUUAAGUAAGGAUUCAACUAAUUGUGGUGAAAAUGAUAUCGAGACAAUUCUUAUGUGUUGGUGCAUCUCUACUGUGCCUAGGCCUGGCGCUAGUUCUAGCUCAGGACGUGCGUGACUCGCGCAUCCCGGCGACGCGGUUCUCGUGUCGCGGCCGCGGCUCCGGCUACUACGCCGACGUGGAGACCGGCUGCCAGGUGUACCACAUGUGCGACGGGCUCGGCCGGCAGUUCUCGUACACGUGCCCCAACACCACGCUGUUCCAGCAGCGGAUGCUGGUCUGCGACCACUGGUACAUGGUCAACUGCUCGCGCUCCGAGCGGGACUACGACGCCAACCUGCUUAUUGGUCAGCGCGACAAGCCGUUCGUGUCGGAGCACGAGAUGCAGUUCCGCACGCCGCGGCCCGACAUCCUGUCCGUGCCGCCCAACAGCAACUAUUAUGAUGGCCUGAAGGAGGCCGAGUCGAAGUACCCGGUGCACCCUGGGAACAGCAUCGUCGGAGUAGCAGACUCGCUGUCAUCCAACAACAACGGGCUGGACAACGGCAAGCAACAGCAGUACCGGCCGCCGACCUCGUGGUCCACCGGCACCGGCACCCGGCGGCCCACCAGCGGACCCACUAGACCCACGGCCCAAGCGCCCAGCGGAAUAGACGCACAGGACAACCUAGCUGGUGCCGCGUCCCAAAAGCCGACACCGACCUACCAGACUCUACCUGACUUCAACGACUUCAAUCAGAACACUGGAGUACCCAACUCCAGGCCUGUGUCUCCGCCUACACAAGACCUGCGACCCCCGGAAGCCCCAACCACUACAGAACAGCCGUCAUCUGAGGAGUACGAUCUUGACAUCCGGAUGAAGAAUUCUAGUGAAGAUCCGGUCUUCCAGUUUAUAAAACGGUUCGAUCCUAACUCUCCUGACUCGCUGAAGACCACCAUGACUGCCUCGGAGAUUCUGAAUAUCAACCAGCAGCUGCCGCAGGGACAAGACGUCAGCACGGAGGAGGAACGAACCCCGAGGAGACAGAAAAACCGCGGAAACAACUUCAACACGCUGCAAACGGAGAAGCGAAAGGGAAACACAGAGCAGACCCGGUUCAAUACUAUUAACACCAAGCCCACAGCGCCCACUCCUCAAACAGAUACAAACAAUUUCAGCCCAGUCAAUGAAAACAGCAACCAACGAAGCACGGGUCUAUCGGAGCCUGAUAAGCAUCUGCUUCCUCCGAAAAGCGAUUACGCGGUGAUACCAUCGACCACCGUUGGGCCUCCUGUGUACUACGAGUGGAAGUGGGCGGUCCCAGCCUUCGACCUAGAGCUCCCGCUGGCCGACAACUCUACCGACAACGGCACCGCUGCCGAAGUGCCGCAGGGAAGAAGCAAUUCUCAAGGAAACAGACCAUUCUCCAACUGGUCGAGACCGACCACUGAGGAGCCUGAUCUGAACCCCUCUAAUGUAGAGUACAACAUCAGCUCAUACUUCGUGCCGGAUUACCAGUUCCCUCUGGACAAGCCACAUCCAGGAUACGAGGAUGAGAACGCUGAGACCUCCUUCCAAGUGAAGGUGGGCAGGCCUGGACGGUCCUUUGGGGAGAAUCCAAACUGCCCUCACUGCCACCCCGCCUACUUGAACCCAGGAACCUGCGAACCUUGCAUCGUCAAACGGUAACGAUUUAGGGAAGAUUGAUUGUAGAUGCCAUAGGUAUAGUUGUUAGGAAGUUGAUUUCGAUCUAUAGAUACGUAGGAAAGUCAAAAGUGGAAUUUAGGAGCUGUUUCUUGCAUCCAGUUAAAGUGUGUACUUAUCGAGAUGAUUAAAAACAAAACCUGCAGCUUUUAUAUAAAUUACUUUUAGUUUUAUACCUACCUACAUAAGGACCCACCACAAAAGCCCUAAGAAAGUUCUGUGUGUUUACUCAGUGUACCUAGAUACUUUUAGCCUACACAAUAGUUCAUUGUACGUUAAUACCUUACUAGGAAACUAUAUAGGUCUUAUAGGUUGGUAGGCCUUCCAUACUAUGAAACUAGCAAAUUCAAUAAAUUAUUAUUAUAGUCCCCCUAAGCCAAUGUUAACUGUAAGAUUCAAAAGUAUAAUUAUUAUUAAAAUUAAGUUUUACACUUUUUGUACUUCUGUCUAAUUGACGUAGUUAAUAAUACAUAAGUACCUUUCACAUUUGUAUAAAUAUUUGUAUUUAAAUAGUUAAAAAUGUAUAAAUUAUAAAAUACCUAAAUGCCAUUACAUAAAUAAAUACUUAACUACAUAAAAUA
Messenger RNA from Plutella xylostella (diamondback moth), 2858 nucleotides. NCBI's taxonomy places the organism in Eukaryota, Metazoa, Arthropoda, Insecta, Lepidoptera, Plutellidae. The record is from RefSeq and is a predicted model, not a curated record.